UUGGUUGGCAGUAGAUUAGGAAUUAGAAUCUAGGCCUAGAUUCUAGAUCUAAAUCUAGGCCCUAGUCUAGAUUUCUAAAUGCUAGAUUAGAUAAAGAUAUCUAGAUCUAGUAUUAUCUAGGGGACUAUAGAGUAGAGCUAGAAUAGAACCAUGCCAUCUACAUUAGAGAUUAGAAUCUAGAUACUACUAGAUAGGUUGUCGUAAUAAUUUAUUCUAUAGGCCCAACUAAAUAUUAAUCGACUCAAUAUCUAGAUCUAUAAUAAUAUUAAUAUUAUUAACUAUUUAGAUCUAGUAGAAACUAAAUCUAGAUCUAGGCCUGCUAAACAAUGACAGACCGAUGUCCUGCUUAUGGUGUACCAACUCUGAUCUCUGAAAUUAUUUCAUCCCAGCAGUCUUUAGAAGGAAAAUCAGUUCGUGUAGUUGGACGCGUUGAUCAACAUGAUAUACACACAAAUAUUGUGAUGCUAUCAGAACCUAACAAACAAAAUUGUCAAAUCAGAGUGGACAUACAUCUCACAGACACUGACCAGUAUGUGAAAGGAUCACUGGUCAUGUUGAUAGGGGAGCUGGAGAAAGAUGAUGCCACAGGGGAGAUCACUCUCAAACCAAGAGUAGCAAGGAGUGUGGGUAGGAUGGACUAUACACUGUACUGUAGAAGUGUUGAGGUUUUGAGAAAGUUUGAUGAGAUUUGUACUCAAGGUUAGUUUUUUUCCAAACUAGCAGACAUUAAAUUUUGUUUCCUACCUGCUUGAAGUUCACAUGCAAACUCCUGUCACUUUGAUUGCAAGCAAUCACAGAAUACAAUCAAUCUUCGAAUGUUGCAAAGUUGCAUUAAAAUAUGUAUGGUACUUAUACAACAAAUUAAAUGGCAGCUAAGAUAUUUGUAAUCUGUAAGAAUGGAAACACUGCUGAAUGUGAUUUCAUUAACAAAUGCUAAUGUUAAUUCAUUUGAAGACAUUGUGUAUUAUUUAAUGAGUGCAUCCUUAUUGAUUUCUCUUUAUUAUUAUCAAAUGGUUUCUUAGGGUGAUUUUCUUUACUAAAAAGUGCCUUACAUUAUAGCAGCUGAUUGGUCAUUCAGUUCAUAUGAAAAUAGGUAUUGCUUUAUACAUUAUGUAUUACAGUUGUAAUAAUCUUAUGCAUUUUAUAUUUAAAUGUUAUUUAUAUUUAAAUGUUAUUGGUUUAAUCAGGACAAGCUAAAUCAAACAUAAUUCAAACAACACAACCAU
Physella acuta is the source of this 1226-nucleotide messenger RNA. RefSeq lists its product as uncharacterized. The record is from RefSeq and is a predicted model, not a curated record. Gene Ontology annotation, cellular component: CST complex. NCBI's taxonomy places the organism in Eukaryota, Metazoa, Mollusca, Gastropoda, Physidae. Gene Ontology annotation, molecular function: single-stranded DNA binding.